UUUAAUAUUUUCUAUUCAAAUAUGAUUACAAUUUUCUGCACGCGAUUCUUAAAUUACCAUGCGACAUAUAUGUUAAUUUUGAAUUUAUGAUAAAAAGCUUUAUUGAAAUGUGUUUAUAAAACAUCGUUCAAAUGGAAAUUAAAUUUAAAUCAGUAAGAAACAGCGCUAUGGUAAUCGAAAUUUAAAAAAGAUCAUGAACUGGUACAAAGAUGUAAGGAAUACCACAGCUAGAUCGUUUUUCUAUGACCGAUUUUUAACUCAUUCUUUGUCAUUCUUCCGUGUACAAAUAUAUUAUUGACACCAUCUGAAUUUGUCAUUUUAUAAUUAACAAUAAUAACUAGCAGGUAAACGGACAGGUAAAGUUACGCAUGCUUAGACAGAGUUUAAAUGAUUAUUAUUUAUUAUAAACAUCAUGGCAGAGGAGGACGAUGAGUUUGUCAGUAAAUUUACGGAUUUGUCAACACUACCAGUCAAUGGUCAUGGAGGACCAGACAGUGGAUCAUCACGACUGACUAACGGUCACGACUGUACUAGAGAACUUCCACCAGUGCCAAAUGACUUUCGUCCAUCACUUCCUGUUAAUCCACCCAAGUUGAUUCCGCCACGGAUUAAAGUCAGCAGACCUCCAUCAGAAAUUUCCAAGUUUAUCCCAGAACAUGAGAUAACCAUUCCAAACGAUGGGAACGUAUCAAAGUUUACAGUUGAAGAACUCUUAACAUUCCUCAAACAUAUGGGAGUUAGUGACAGAAUUGUUAACCAUUUAAGGAAGAAAAGUGUGGAUGGUAAAAGAUUUUCAAGACUUAGUGAUUCAGAAUUAGAAAAUGUAGGGAUCAAAAAUCCCAUAAUAAUAUAUUUUAGAGACAAAAGUAGUGCCAAGUCUAAAAAGUCAGCACCAUUCAUGUUGUAACUGAUAAGUCCCAUAUAACAUUCUCAUAUUUUCCAUAUACUUUUGUUUUGUUGUAUGUCUCGUUACCUUGCAUAACUCACAUUUCGUAUCUUAUCCACAAAUAUGAAUAAUUUUUGAGUUUCCCAUCUUAACGAAGAUGAUAAUAAUGACCAGUAUUGAUUAUUACUCGUCUAAACCAUGGUCAGGUCCAUAUUAUUACUAUAUAUAUAGUGCCAACAUGAACGACAUGUAAUCAGCAUUUAUUUAUGUAAACGGGUAAACAUUUUGUUUGUAUUGAGACUGCGAACUUUGUGGUUUGAGAGGUCUUCUUUUCUUGGUUUUUUAAACCGACUUAAAAAUAAAUUGAUCUGCAUUUUAUUUACAGCCAUGAUAUGCAUUGGGUUUAUGAAAAGUUGAAAAUAUAAUGAUUUACAAAGAACUAUUCAGGGAUGUCUAUAUAUUGUAUAUGCUUUUUUUUAAUACAAAUAUUUAUGAAUUUGACUAGGUUACAAACUUGUUAGUAAAUUUAUCUUUCAGAGUAAACGAGAACAUUUGAAUGCACUUUUAUCAUAAUAGUAUAUCAUGGGACAAGUGGAAAUUGAGCUAAGCAAGAUUUGGGCCACCUUAUUCUCAUUUUGAAAACAAUUGAUCACUUUUUGUAGAUCUUUUUAAUUUAAAAAAAAGACAUAUUAUCCAUUCAAAUUUCAUUGUUAAAAAAAAUUAUCUUCAAAUGUAACAAUAUUUCGUUAUGAAAUAACAUUUCGGGAUGUGUCUUGUUGGUUUUCAUCGAUGUCUAUAAGUUGUACUAAUAAACCGUGUCACAAAAAGCAUUUGCCUAUUAAAAGGACAAACAUUUUACACGCAAAUAUAAGAUAUGCAUUGUGUGGUUAUUUGUAUAGAAUGUUCUUCUCCAACAAAGAUACUUUGUAUAUGUCUUCAGUGGAAAUUGACCUAGAAAACUGUAAAACGAUAUCAAACCUGUAUUUAACACAUGCAAUAGUAUCAUAAAGAAACGUGUAAUAUUACACUACAGGUAUAGACAAAAUAGACGAGAUUUCUUAUUUAAAUAUGGGAUCAAAAGUCAACAGUUUUAUUUGAAAAAAUCCCAGCCUCCUCCCCCUCACUGCCGGGUCAAACACUUAUACAAUGGCUGAAGUCUUUAUAUAUAAAGAUGCUUCUGUUUUAUUUAUCAUAAUCAAAACUUAAUCAAACCAAAGAUGUGUUCCACUCAUAUUCUUACAUGAACAUACUGCAAGUUCUGUUAUGGUGCCAUCAUUUGAAAGUAUUUUACAUCAGCAAUUAACUUAUUAUGCGAUAGUUUCAAAACUGUACAUAUAACAUGAAAUGACAAUAUCGGACAUUGUUAUAAUUAUGCUGACAUUAUUAUGAUGAAAUAUUGUUGGUGAAAAAUUUAAACUGUGAAUCUCAACCAUAUUUUACGAUACAUAUAUAAUUUCUACCGAUUACAUUUUUCACUUUGUAAAUUUGUAAUUUGGUUUUCGUUUAUUAUUAUAAAAUUGUUAACUUUGU
Messenger RNA from Mytilus californianus (California mussel), 2416 nucleotides. RefSeq lists its product as uncharacterized. The record is from RefSeq and is a predicted model, not a curated record. The transcript has 3 exons. The coding region runs from base 413 to 907 and encodes 164 amino acids. Lineage: Eukaryota; Metazoa; Mollusca; Bivalvia; Mytilida; Mytilidae.